AUGACAGUCGCCGUCGUUUACACAAAACAUUCAGAUUUUAAAUAAACUUUUAUUGAAAUAUUAUAAUGGCAGGAAAUUUUUGGCAAAGUUCACAUCACCAGCAGUGGAUAUUGGAUAAACAAGACCUAAUAAGAGAUCGUCAACAUGAUUUGGGUAUAUUGUCGGAAGAAGAAUACCAAAAAAUAUUUAACUUCUUCGCAAGCAUAAUUCAGGUUUUAGGCGAACAGCUUAAGCUUCGUCAACAAGUUAUAGCUACGGCUACGGUAUACUUCAAGAGAUUUUAUGCAAGAAACUCUUUAAAAUGUAUUGACCCGUUGCUUCUAGCACCUACAUGCGUGUUCCUUGCCUCUAAGGUCGAAGAAUUUGGUGUCAUCUCGAACUCGAGACUAAUAACUACUUGCCAGACUGUAAUCAAAAACAAGUUUAGCUAUGCUUACGGUCAACAAGAGUUUCCGUACAGGACUAACCAUAUAUUAGAAUGUGAAUUCUAUUUGUUGGAGAAUUUGGAUUGCUGUUUGAUUGUGUAUCAACCAUACAGACCAUUGUUACUGUUUGUACAAGACAUUGGGCAGGAUGAUCAGCUGCUUACUUAUGCAUGGAGGAUAGUUAACGACUCUUUGAGGACUGAUGUCAGCUUGCUAUUCCCACCAUAUCAGAUUGCAAUAGCUGCUCUACACAUAGCCUGUGUGAUGUUGGGGAAGGAAAAUCUGAAGCCUUGGUUUGCAGAACUUAAUGUAGACAUGGACAAGAUCCAAGAAAUUGUGAGAUCAAUAAUAAACCUGUAUGAAAUGUGGAAAAGUUAUGACGAAAAGAAGGAAAUACAACCUUUGUUAGUUAAAAUGCCUAAACCAAAGCCUGCACCCCAAAGAUAAUAGUGGAUAAUAUUUUUUAUUAUAAUAGUUUAGGUAGUAAUACCUUAGAUGACAGUGACUUCUCAUAGGACAGGUAGCAAGUAAGGGCUGGUGGAGGCAAUCAAAUGACAUGUUCUAAAACUGAUCUUGACAGGGAGUGAAUGUCCUUAACAACAUACUCAUAGCCUUGUAACAUAACAUAUUGUCUAUUUUGCUGGCAAAUAUAGUUUUAUGAUUAUUAGUAAAUAAUUUUAAAAAAUCAAAACACUUUAAAUAAACAAUAAUAUAAAUUAAAGAAGCUUUCAGAAGUUAAGGUAAAUAAUGGAUAGUUAUUAAUAAUUGUUCAAUUGAACUGGAGCUUCCAAUGUGUACAUCAAACUACUCAGUUUAGAUUCUAACGAUACCUGCUUGUAUUUAGAAAACAUUUUAUAUUUAAUGAAUAUUGUAACAAGUACAAUUAUUAGUAUUUCUUAAGUAUGUUUAACUAUAAUACAGAAACAAUGAAGUAGAAAUGUGUUCCUAUUGUUUAAUAACAGUAUUUGUAAAUUUGUAUCUGAAUACAUCAUUAAAUCUUGACAAUCAAUUUGAUAAUAAUAACAUACUUAAGACGA
Helicoverpa zea (corn earworm) is the source of this 1462-nucleotide messenger RNA. RefSeq names its product cyclin-C (gene CycC). Bases 66 to 872 code for a protein of 268 amino acids. The transcript is spliced from 3 exons. Gene Ontology annotation, molecular function: cyclin-dependent protein serine/threonine kinase regulator activity. The record is from RefSeq and is a predicted model, not a curated record. Gene Ontology annotation, biological process: positive regulation of transcription by RNA polymerase II. Gene Ontology annotation, cellular component: nucleus; mediator complex. Lineage: Eukaryota; Metazoa; Arthropoda; Insecta; Lepidoptera; Noctuidae.